Euleptes europaea (tarantolino) is the source of this 2945-nucleotide messenger RNA. It is a transcript of the gene FBXO10, whose product is annotated as F-box protein 10. The coding region runs from base 1 to 2901 and encodes 966 amino acids. Gene Ontology annotation, biological process: ubiquitin-dependent protein catabolic process; protein ubiquitination; regulation of apoptotic process. The record is from RefSeq and is a predicted model, not a curated record. NCBI's taxonomy places the organism in Eukaryota, Metazoa, Chordata, Lepidosauria, Squamata, Sphaerodactylidae. Gene Ontology annotation, molecular function: protein binding. The transcript is spliced from 10 exons.
AUGGAGAUCAGCGGCCUCCCGCUGGAGUUGUGGCGUUUGAUCUUGUCCUACAUGCGCCUCCCUGACCUCGGCCGCUGCAGCCUGGUUUGCCGCGCUUGGUACGAACUGAUCCUCAGCCUGGACAACACCCGGUGGAGGCAGCUGUGCCUCGGCUGCGUCGAGUGCCGGCAUCCGAAUUGGCCCAACCAGCCCGACGUGGAGCCCUGGUCGUGGCGGGAGGCCUUCAAGCAGCACUACCUCGCCUCGAAGACCUGGACGAAGAACAGCCAAGACCUCGAGUCCUCCAACUGCUUCUAUUUGUUCCGGAGGAAAAAGGACCGGCGCGUGCUUCGCGUCGGGCCCGGCUGCGAGUUCGACAACCUCAGGAGGGCCUUGCUCUCGGCCAGCGUUUAUGACAGGAUCGUGCUGUUGCCGGGGGUGUACGAAGAACAGAGCGAGAUCUUCCUCAAGGCCCCGGUGGAGAUCAUGGGGAGAGGGAAGCUCGGGGACGUGGCUCUUCUGGCCAGCUUCGACCAGCACUGUCCGACCAUGAGGCUAUGCAAUUUGGUAUUCAUGCCAGCCUGGUUCACGCCGGUCAUCUAUAAGACAACAUCGGGCCACGUUCAGUUUGACAACUGCAACUUUGAGAGCGGACAGCUGCAGAUCCACGCCCCGGGGACGUGCCAGGUUAAAUUCUGCACUUUCAACCAGUCCAGCAUCAAUUUCCACAGCGUCGCCAUCUCCCUCCUUGAAAACUGCGAAUUUGUUGGGAGCGAGAACGCUUCAGUGACGGUGGAAGGCUGCCCUUCUUUGGACAAGAACUGGGCCUGCAAGCACUUGGCCACAUUGGCCAAGUCCCGCUCUGUUUUGUUACAGACAUCAGAGUCUCCUCUUUGUAAUAUGUCAAAGUUGGAAAGCCAGGGACAUCUACCCGUGAGGAGCAUGAGGACUUGUGAAGUUGUGGUCGGUGAGGAACCAGGUCACUUAUUUUCUGCCUCGCAGACUGAAGCAAUGCUAAAGAGAGCUUGCGAGAAGGAGAACGACCUCUCCGGCCACCUUACCGUGGCGCACAAAGAAGAGGCCACGACCAUGGAUACGGAUUCUAGCGAUAGCGAACUGAGCAUGAGCAGCGAGAACGAGGAGGAGUCGGAGUCGACGUACCGUCUUCCUUACCAGGCUCACAGUCUGAGCCACCUGCUGGCCAGAGUUAUUCACGGCCGGCCGCCCGCCAACGGGUUGAUGGCCCUUCAGAACGACUACGAGCUAAAAAGCCUACCUCAGGAGAUGCAAAAAGAUAAGGAGGUCCAGGCUCUGGCCAACUCGGUCCAAGGGUGCCUCGUUCGGAAGUGCCUUUUCAGGGACGGGAAGGGUGGAGUCUUUGUCUGCUCUCAGGGGCAAGCCCGAGCGGAAGGGAGCAUCUUCAAGGACUUGAUCUACGCCGUGCGAUGCAUACAAAACAGUAAGAUCAUCAUGCUGAAGAAUGACAUUCACCACUGCAAGACCUCAGGGAUAUUUCUCCGCCUCGGUGCAGGGGGCUUGAUAGCAGACAAUGACAUUCAUUCCAACUGUGAAGCGGGCAUUGACAUUCGGAAAGGAGCCAACCCUCUGAUUCUGUGUAAUAGGAUCCACAGCGGCCUUCGCUCCGGCAUCGUCGUCCUUGGCAACGGAAAAGGCAUCAUCCGUAGCAAUCAAAUUUAUGGAAAUAAGGAGGCUGGCAUUUACAUUCUGUAUAACGGCAACCCUCUGGUGAGUGGGAACCACAUCUUUCAGGGACUUGCUGCGGGGAUUGCUGUGAACGAGAACGGAAGAGGCCAAAUAACAGAAAAUGUCAUCCGAGAGAACCAAUGGGGAGGUGCCGAUAUCCGUCGGGGAGGUGACCCCGUCCUCAGAAGCAACCUGAUCUGCUGUGGAUAUUCAGAUGGUGUGGUGGUCGGAGAGCGUGGGAAAGGGCUUGUCGAAGGAAACACCAUUUAUGGUAACAAGGGCUGCGGAGUCUGGAUAAUGUCCUCUAGCCUCCCCCACAUCACCAGCAACCAAAUUGGCCACAACAGCAUCUAUGGGAUUGCGGUGUUUUGCCGCAAGGAUGAUGCCAACGACUAUCUUGCCAACCAAGGGGGAAACGAGAACUUCAACGAUGAGGGGGAAGCCGCCAACUGGGAGAACGAGCUGGAGAGUGAGGACGAGCGCCUGACUUUCCGGAGGCCCAUCAGCGUGGCGCUGGUGGAGUCCAACAGCAUCAAUCACAAUGGGGCUGCUGGUUUAUAUGUCAAGAGCAGCGAGGCCCUGAACAUCAUAGGGAAUGCCAUCCAUGCCAACCGCGACUGUGGGGUCUCCGUCUCCCAGAGCUCCCAGCUCACCCGGAUAGCCAACAACAGCAUUUCUUGCAACAGCCUCGGUGGAGUCCUGGUGGAAGCGGAGUGCCGGGUGGACCUCCGAGGCAACGGCAUCUAUGACAACUGCAGCCACGGCGUCGCUUCCAAGGGUGACGGGGUCGUCACUGAAAACGAUAUCCUCGGAAACAAGGGGUGCGGCCUCCGGUUGUUGCAGGCAGCUGACAUGAAGGUAAUCAAAAACAGAAUCCACUCCUUCCGAGGAUAUGGAAUUGAGAUGCUUGACCAGACCAAAGGCGUGGUGCAAGACAACCUGAUUUUCCAAGGGAAAUCCAAAAAGGUCAUUUUGCAGCAGACGUACAGUGGCGACGGAUGCAUUGUUCAGAAUAAUAAGCUCAUUGCCUUUAAAAAAAAGUUCGACGCUGCCUGGACCUUGGAGAACCCUCCGGCGCGCCCUCACAUCGAAGGAUCCUCCCGAGGCGUGUCGAUCGCUGGGAACAGUCAAAAGGUCACAAACGUAACCGCCAGGAUAGCUGCUCGAAUGGACGGAGGUUGCCAUAACAACGGCAGCAUCUUCUGCACUAUUCUGUGACGCCUGUGCAUUUCUUUCAAGUUUUUAUUUAGCUCAGAGACCAG